Molecule: messenger RNA, 288 nt
Organism: Mizuhopecten yessoensis (Yesso scallop)
Lineage: Eukaryota; Metazoa; Mollusca; Bivalvia; Pectinida; Pectinidae
Product: transmembrane protease serine 4-like
Exons: 2
Biological process (GO): proteolysis
Molecular function (GO): serine-type endopeptidase activity
Source: RefSeq, a predicted model, not a curated record
GGCUGCCAAAAGUUAGUCCGAGCAAGAAAAAGCCAUGGACAGACGGUGGAUUCUUCUGGUUCUAGCCAUCAGUGGUUACGGUGCGAGUAGGGAGAUCUCCUCAGGAGGGGAAGAGGAAGGAAAUGGGCCGGACGUACCGCCCCCUGCCAUCGUCGGUGGCACCAAUGCUCCGGAGGACGCCUGGCCAUGGCAGGUUCUGCUCUUGUACGAUAACAAAUUAAGGUGUGGCGGUACGCUUCUGAACGAUAACACUAUACUCACCGCGGCCCACUGCACUUACCGAACCAA